Molecule: messenger RNA, 1446 nt
Organism: Morchella importuna
Lineage: Eukaryota; Fungi; Ascomycota; Pezizomycetes; Pezizales; Morchellaceae
Exons: 7
Coding region: 1-1446 (481 amino acids)
Biological process (GO): transmembrane transport
Cellular component (GO): membrane
Molecular function (GO): transmembrane transporter activity
Source: RefSeq, a predicted model, not a curated record
AUGAGCGUUCCUCCUUACCAGGGAGAUGAUAUCCCUAGAAAUGAAAUUAAAUCCGUUGAUGCGAGUCGGGAUGAAUUAUCAGUGGACUCAGAUGCUGCAAGGUUGGCAGAGAUGGGAUAUACCCAAGAGAUGGAGCGAGGUUUCAGUAAAUGGACACUGCUCGGAGUGAGCUUUGCGCUUACAAACUCGUGGUUUGGAAUUUCUGCUUCUCUGGUUACUGGAAUCUCGUCCGGUGGUCCUAUUGUUACAGUAUAUGGUAUUGUUAUCAUUGCGAUUAUCAACGGCUGUGUUGCAGUUUCAUUGUCGGAGUUGGUCAGCGCUAUGCCAAAUUCUGGCGGUCAGUACUUCUGGGCUAGUGAGCUGUCUCCCAAAAAGUACGCAAAUUUCCUUGCCUACACAACUGGAGCUAUUGGAUAUGCUGGAAGUCUAUUUACCUGUGCAAGUGUUGCACUGGCAAUUGGAAGUGCCUUAAUGGGAAUGAUCCAGUUGAACCAUCCAAAUCUAGUGAUCGAGAGAUGGAUGCUUCUUCCUAUACGUUUCUCUUGUGUCCAUGAUCACCAUUACCAUCACAGUGCUUGCAACAUCUUCCCCGAAACAAAAUGCCAGAUUCGUGUUUGCAAACUUUGUCAACAAUACUGGAUGGGAAUCAAACGCGAUCGCCUUCAUUUUCCCAGGCCCGAACGUAAUAUACCUUUCGCUAUCAUGGGUACAGUUGCGAUCGGUUUCUUUACCGCCUUUAUUUACUCCAUUUCUAUGUUUUUUUCUAUGAACAACCUAGAUGAACUUGUUUUUUCGAGCACCCUCGUCCCAAUUCUAGAGCUAUACUACCAAGCGACGGGCUCCAAGGCCGGGGCAACAUUUUUGGAAUUUAUGAUUUGCUUCACUGGAUUGGGAUGUCAGAUUGCUUGCCACACCUGGCAGGCUAGGCUCUGCUGGUCGUUCGCUCGUGACAGAGGGUUGCCAGGCUCUCAUUUGUGGUCCCAGGUGCACCCAAAGAUGGGUAUCCCGUUCUAUGCCCACAGUAUGAGCUGCUUCGUCGUAGCCCUGUUGGGUCUUCUAUAUAUUGGAUCAACAACUGCAUUUAACAGUAUGGUUACCGCUUGUAUCGUCCUUUUGUACAUUUCUUAUGCCGUUCCCAUCACCCUCCUUCUCAUUAAGGGUCGUAACAACAUCAAGCACGGUCCUUUCUGGCUCGGUGGGUUUGGCCUCGCGGCCAAUAUCGUCACUCUUAUAUGGACAUUAUUUACACUGAUUAUGUACUCGUUUCCAUACGGGAAACCUGUUACGGCUGGGUCUAUGAACUAUGUCUCCGCUGUUUACGCGGUUGUUUUUGUCUUAGUAUUCGGGUAUUGGUUUCUUCGUGGUCACCGCACAUUCCGGUCGAAAGACGAGCGGGUUGUGGAGGCCGAGCACCUCACAAAUCACAUCCCACAGGCCAGUAACUAA